Striga hermonthica is the source of this 514-nucleotide messenger RNA. NCBI's taxonomy places the organism in Eukaryota, Viridiplantae, Streptophyta, Magnoliopsida, Lamiales, Orobanchaceae. The record is from the annotation of a GenBank genome assembly.
AUUUGAAUGUGCACAUUGUCGACGUUCCUAAUAGAACCCAACAGUUAGGGCUAGUUCAUUCCGAUCUAUGUGGUCCUAUGAGUGUUCACGCGAGAGGUGGUUUCGAGUACUUCGUUACGUUUAUCGAUGAUUACUCGAGAUAUGGGUACAUUUUCCUUCUGCACCGUAAGUCUGAAUACUUUGAGAAGUUCUUAGAGUAUAAGGCAGUUGUGGAGAAGAAGUUAGGAAAAAGUAUCAAGUCAUUACGAUCAGAUUGUGGUGGCAAAUAUCUCUCGAAUGAAUUUAGGAGCUACUUGACGGAUAAUGGGAUUACAUCCCAGCUGACUGCGCCUGGCAUGCCUCAGCAGAAUGGCGUAGCAGAACGGAGGAAUACGAAUCUUAUGGAAAUGGUUAGGGCAAUGAUGAGUUAUAGUACUUUACCAGAUUCGUUUUGGGGAUAUGCCCUAAAAACAGCGGUAUACAUUCUAAAUAGAGUACCUUCUAAAUCAAGACCGUCUACACCAUUGGAGUUGUG